This is a messenger RNA of Cornus florida, 1521 nucleotides long. RefSeq lists its product as uncharacterized. The transcript is spliced from 5 exons. Gene Ontology annotation, molecular function: aldose 1-epimerase activity; carbohydrate binding. The record is from RefSeq and is a predicted model, not a curated record. Bases 197 to 1267 code for a protein of 356 amino acids. NCBI's taxonomy places the organism in Eukaryota, Viridiplantae, Streptophyta, Magnoliopsida, Cornales, Cornaceae. Gene Ontology annotation, biological process: beta-D-galactose catabolic process via UDP-galactose, Leloir pathway; glucose metabolic process.
CUCUCACUUGUUUAUAUCCUUAUCUCCAAAUGUUAUCCAACUCCACCAAAUCAGAUAAAAUCCCAUCCCCCUCUCUCAUUCUCUCUCUAUAUGCACGCAUAUAUACUUACACUAUACUAUAUAUAUAUCAUCAGUCAUAAGCCUUCCCUUAAUUUCUUCUGAGAAAAGUAGUGUUUUUAUUAUAAUUAUAGCAACAAUGGCUAAGAUAUCAAUGUUAUGUUGCUAUCUUUUGGUUGCUUUGUGCUCUGGUUAUAUUAGUGAAGCAGCAGAGACUGAGAUAGGGAUUUAUGAACUCAAGAAGGGAGACUUCUCUAUCAAGAUCACCAACUAUGGUGCAACUGUUCUCUCUGUCACACUCCCUGAUAAAAAUGGAAAAUUGGAUGAUGUUAUUCUUGGAUAUGAAACAGUUGAUGGGUACAAGAAUGAUACAACCUAUUUUGGGGCAAUUGUUGGGCGUGUAGCAAACCGAAUUGGAGGGGCUCAAUUUACUCUAGACGGCGUUCAAUAUAAAUUACACGCAAAUGAUCAUGGAAAAAACACACUCCAUGGCGGCCUCAAAGGAUACAGUAGAGUCAUAUGGACUGUGCAUAGCUACAAAGAAGAUAGUCAUCUUUCAUUAACUUAUAAGAGCUUCGACGGUGAAGAAGGCUUUCCUGGUGAUCUUGCUGUCACAGUUACAUACAUGAUAAUGAGCACAAAGCAAUUGGGAAUAAAAAUGGAAGCAAAGGCACUAAACAAGGCCACCCCAGUGAAUCUAGCUUCACAUAGCUACUGGAACCUUGGCGGUCACAACAGUGGUGACAUCCUCUCACACGAAAUCCAACUGUUCGGGUCCAAGAUCACCCCAGUGGACAAGAACCUCAUCCCCACCGGAGAAAUUAAACCUGUGGAAGGGACACCCUAUGAUUUCCUUCAACCCCGCACGAUUGGGAGCAAAUUGAGUGAGCUACCAGAGGGUUAUGAUAUCAACUACGUGCUGGACAUCCCAACUUUUGAGCAUCUGCAUAGGGUGGCAACAGUGAAGGAAAACAAAUCCGGUAGAAAGAUGGAGCUGUGGAGUAAUGCACUUGGAGUCCAGUUUUAUACAAGUAAUAUGUUGGACAAUGUCAAAGGAAAAGGUGGGGCUGUGUACUCGAAAUAUGGUGGAUUGUGCUUGGAGACACAGGGCUUUCCCGACUCCGUCAAUCAUCCAAACUUCCCUUCACAAAUCGUGAAUCCGGGGCAGACUCACUUGAAUGUCAUGGUUUACAGGUUCACAGCAGGCUAAAGAAGACCAUUUAUACAUCAGUGACCUCAUCUUCUUCUUCCUCAUCUUUCUUUUUUUUUUUUUUUUUUUUAUUUUUUUUUUUUUUAGUUGUAUAGUUGGGGAACAUCAUGGUGGUUUAAGUAUCUCUCUCUCUUUUCUUUGGAGCUUUUCAUGAUUGAUUCAAUAAGAGUAUUAGUCAAAAUUGCUUAAACAAUCUUUGGAUGUUUUCUCAGACACAAUUUGCAUUCUUGGCCAUAUAUGAUGAACCAUUCAAG